This is a messenger RNA of Trichophyton rubrum CBS 118892, 1994 nucleotides long. RefSeq lists its product as uncharacterized. The record is from RefSeq and is a predicted model, not a curated record. Gene Ontology annotation, molecular function: GTPase activator activity; guanyl-nucleotide exchange factor activity; protein binding. Gene Ontology annotation, biological process: protein secretion. The transcript has 2 exons. Lineage: Eukaryota; Fungi; Ascomycota; Eurotiomycetes; Onygenales; Arthrodermataceae. Gene Ontology annotation, cellular component: endoplasmic reticulum membrane. The coding region runs from base 78 to 1994 and encodes 638 amino acids.
UCCUUUAACUUAUUCUUCAAGCACAAAGAUGCAGGAUUGAACAUCGACGACAAAGUUCUGCGCUCUGGCAUGGUAUAAUGGCACCGAAGAUUUCUUCGUCCAAGAUAACACUUUCAUGCCCGCUUUUUGCGGCUGAUUUCGACCCUCACAACCAUGGCUUUCUGCUUGUAGGAGGGGGCGGUGGUGAAGGACGCAGUGGCGUUGGCAACAAGAUUUCCCUUCUUGAUACGUCUCGGCGUGACGCUAUAUCGGAGGUAGUCGACAUUGAGCUCUCCCGGGACGAAGAUUCGGUCACAUCCCUAGGCAUUUUGCAAUGCAGCGACCAAGACGUCGUGGCGCUGGCCGGAAUAAACAGCUCGCAGGCGGAACAAAAACGAGACAACAAUAAACACCUACGCUCCUUUGAAAUCACAUACCCUCCAAGACGAAAGGCUAUUACGGAUUUAAAGAACGGGGGCUAUGGUGGCGAUGAUGGAGCGCGAGUCAACUUUGGCGAGCCGAAGACAAGAGCUCUAUCUCAGGUCUCGUUAUUCAGGAAACAAGAAUUGAAAUCAGCGGAGGGAGAAGCAUAUCAGCGCAUAUUACGACUUUCUCCCUGGAAAGGCGAAGACGCAAAGCGCAUUGGUGCAAUCGCGACUGGCCUUGCUCCCCGAGGAGAACUUGUGUUCUUUGAAGCAGACGCACAAUCUGUAUCCGCACCAAAUGUUUUAGGACGUGUCAUACUGGGACCACAAGAAGAGGUGGAGGACGUGGAUAUCAUAGACACGAGCGAGGACGGGACCUUCAAGUUCGCAUAUACGGAUGGAAAGGAGGUCUACCUUUCGAAUAUAUCGAUGUCCUCGAAAUCCAACUUGCACGUAAACUCUAUAUAUAAGGUCGGCGGAGGACCGAAAAGCAGCAAAAUCAGAGCUUUGCGCUUUAUCUCUCCAAACACCCUUCUCUUGCUGCAAAACUACCCUGGCCGCACCGGAUGCGAGCUAGUGGUUAUAUUACUCUCCAGUCAAAUGUCUAAAUGGACGGUUUCCCGGAGACGAGGCCUCCAUAGAUCAAUGAAGAUCGGUCUAGGCUUGGAUGUUUGUCGACUAUCCGAGUCGUCUUCUGGAGAAAGGCAGUGCAUCAUUGCCGUAUCAGGCAGUGAUAUGUCAAUUGAAGUUCUUACGCUCGAAUCUGCUUCCAAGGGCCAAAUUGGAAAAUUACAACACUAUACCACAUUCACAGAUGUCCACCCGUUUUCGAUGACAAGAAUAGCGUUCUCGACCUUUAUUUCUCCAGCUUUACCUGUCACCUCGGAUGUACGGCCCCAGUUUGUAAAACUGGCUUCUGUCAGUGUGGGGAAUACAGUUAUAGUUCACACCUUCCCCCUAUCUCCAUAUCCUACUACUUCAAAACACCCACGAUAUGUUCUGGUGAUGCCUGGCCUCUCAGAACUCGCCAAUACCAUAUUCAGCUCUCUCGUUGCCAUACUUGUUGUCGCGCUAGGUGCUUUCUUCCUACAAGCCUUCACGGAGAUCCGAGGCGGUGUUCCUCCUACUCUAGGAGCUACGAACUGGCUUAGUCCGCGUCUCCGAGAAAUGCUUGCACGGCCAUACAUGUUCGAAAACGGCCACCCAAAUGCCCAAACGACUAUCCCAUUAUUAAAAGACAUCCAUCAAGUCAAGACAUCCCAACCGCUCCGAGACUUGGUAUCUUCACUAUCACAGGCCCAGAAGGGCGACUCCUCGCCUACCUCCGGACAACCACAGGAAGCCGUUGUCGUGCAUGAUCUUGGUACCGAAAUAUCAGCCAAGUCCACUGUUCUGUCAGAAGAUGGAGAAAAGCACGGAGUAGACCACUCGAAGACAAAGAGGUGGGAAGAUCUGACCGAUGAACAGCGCAAGAUAUGGAAGAAAAAGCUGGCGGAUGCGGGCCACUGGGCACUGGACGAAGGCGAAGUGCUACUCCGCGGCGUGCUGUUUGGCGAAUUGGCUGGAUUUGUCGGCCAGAUUAUGGCUUAA